Messenger RNA from Paramecium pentaurelia, 805 nucleotides. The record is from the annotation of a GenBank genome assembly. Lineage: Eukaryota; Ciliophora; Oligohymenophorea; Peniculida; Parameciidae.
AUGCAAUAAAAACUUUCGAGAGCCUAAUUGAUAGCCCAUUAUAGACAAAAACCUAUUGAAUAAAUGCCUGAAACAUUCAAAGCAUUAUGUCAAUAGUAUCCAUAGGCAUUUAAAGCUCUAAGCUAAAAUCCAUAUUAGGCUCGUCCAAUACGUGGUUUUAAUCAAGGUUUGAUUACAAAUUUAGAUUUAGAAAUUCUUGUUUAUUCAAGUAAUUGCGUUACUCCUCUCAAAACAGCUGGCAUAUAUUAAAGUGGAGGUGGAGAUUUAUUUCGAUUUGAUGAAUAAUAAAUUCUUACUCCUUAACCAAAAUAAUCUAAUACUUUUGAUUGGAGUUAGUAAUAAUUGCAAAGCAUAAAAAAAGAAAUAAUAUUUAGUAGGAGUAUUCCUGGAUAAGCUAAUCAUUUGCUUUCAAAAAUAUGGUAUUAUGUGGAUGAUUACUUAAAAGUUCAGGGUAUUAUCUAUCCUAAAUUUAGGUCCUUUCAGUUCGAUAUAAAUGGAUAAUUGGUAUCUAAAAGGUUAUUUUGAUGACAUUUUAAGAAUAGGAUUUAAACCUGAAAAUUCGGAAUGUUUUAUUAGAAUAUAUUAAUUGAAAACUUAAAAAUAAUCCAAAAAUGUUCUGAAGUUCCUAAGGAAAAGAUCUUGUCCUCCUGCUAUAACUUUAUCAUAAGAGACAACAAUCUAAUUAAAAUAGCCAGUCUAACAAUAAUAACAAUAAUAAAAAUAAGAUUUACAAUAAUAAAUUGAAUUACAAAAUUAAGAUAAUGCUCCUACUAUAAGAGUGCCUACUUUGAGAAAAAAAAAGUGA